Messenger RNA from Gadus macrocephalus (Pacific cod), 1560 nucleotides. RefSeq names its product enolase superfamily member 1 (gene enosf1). NCBI's taxonomy places the organism in Eukaryota, Metazoa, Chordata, Actinopteri, Gadiformes, Gadidae. The transcript is spliced from 15 exons. The coding region runs from base 1 to 1401 and encodes 466 amino acids. Gene Ontology annotation, molecular function: L-fuconate dehydratase activity; magnesium ion binding. The record is from RefSeq and is a predicted model, not a curated record. Gene Ontology annotation, biological process: amino acid catabolic process; carbohydrate catabolic process.
AUGGUUGGUUGUGGACCACUCUUCUCUGGUGUUUCGCACGCUGUGUCCGGCGCUGACUGGACAUUUACGGAAAACAACAUGCCGCAGAAAAUAGUGAAACUCACAGUAAAGGACGUGAGGUUCCCCACGUCCUUGGGGCAACAUGGAUCUGAUGCGAUGCAUACAGAUCCGGAUUACUCCGUUGCGUACGUAGUUAUUGAGACUGACGGUGGGAUGAAAGGAUAUGGAUUGACGUUUACUGUUGGAAGAGGAACUGAAGUUGUUGUCUGUGCCGUGAAGGCCCUCUCUGGUUUUGUUGUUGGGAAGACCUUGGAGGAAAUAGUUGGCGACUUCAGUGGAUACUACCGUCUGCUCACCAGCGAUGGCCAAAUGAGAUGGAUCGGCCCGGAGAAGGGUGUGAUCCAGCUUGCCACCGCGGCUGUGCUGAACGCCGUCUGGGACCUCUGGGCCCGAGCGGAGGGCAAGCCGCUGUGGAAGCUGCUCGUCGACAUGAGCCCAGAGCAGCUGGUGUCCUGUAUUGACUUCAGAUACAUCACGGACGCUCUCACUGAGCAGGAGGCUCUGGACCUCCUCAGGAAAGCCCAGACAGGCAAGACAGAGCGAGAGGAGCAGAUGCUCAAGGAGGGCUACCCCGCCUACACCACCUCCUGCGCCUGGCUGGGAUACUCCGACCAGCAGCUCACACAGCUCUGCACGGACGCCUUGGCCAGUGGGUGGAGUCGGUUCAAGGUGAAGGUGGGGGCGGAGCUAGAGGAUGACGAGAGACGGUGCCGCCUGAUUCGCCAGAUGAUCGGACCAGACAAGACUUUGAUGAUCGAUGCUAACCAGCGGUGGGAUGUGGGCGAGGCCAUCAGCUGGGUGACCAGCCUGGCGCCGUUUAGACCUCUGUGGAUCGAGGAGCCCACCUCCCCGGACGAUAUCCUCGGACACGCCACCAUCUCUAAGGCACUUGCUCCUCUGGGUAUUGGUGUCGCUUCAGGAGAACAGUGCCACAACAGGGUGAUGUUCAAGCAGUUCCUACAGGCGUCUGCGCUGCAGUUCGUCCAGAUCGACAGCUGCAGGUUGGGCAGCGUCAACGAGAACCUGGCUGUGCUACUCAUGGCUCACAAGUUCCAGGUGCCGGUGUGUCCUCAUGCUGGGGGGGUGGGUCUCUGUGAGCUGGUUCAACACCUCAUCCUUUUUGACUACAUUUCCGUCUCAGCAGACCUCAACAACAGGAUGUGUGAAUACGUAGACCACCUUCAUGAGCAUUUCACCAGCCCGGUGGUCAUCCGCAGCGCUCACUACCUCCCCCCCAAGGACCCGGGGUACUCAUGCGAGAUGCUGGAGUCUUCUGUGGAGACGCAUCAAUUCCCUGGCGGAGAGGUCUGGGCUAACCUCUUAGCCAAGGCUCCCGAGUAACCAUGGGAACCCCCACCUUAGUGACCUGGGUCAAAUGUGACUAACGAGGAGGGCUACAAAUUGAUUACACAAUGUACUAACUGCGAAAUCCCUUCCCACAAGGAAUGAAACAAAUUAUUAACAAAAUGAGGAGUUGAUAAUAAAAGCUCUUUAAUGUAA